AUGGCGAACAGCAAUAGUAGAAAACUGCUUAAAUAUGUUACAGAACUUAGCGGUAUAAAAUCAAGAAACUAUGGAACUGCUAAGAGAGUUGUGGCUAAGAACCCUGUUGUGGAAAUGGAUGGAGAUGAGAUGACUCGAAUCAUCUGGUCUAUGAUCAAAGAGAAGCUUAUAUUUCCUUAUGUUAAGCUGGAUUGCUUGUACUAUGAUCUGGGCCUACCACAUAGAGACGCCACUGAGGACCAGGUUACUAUUGAUGCCGCACAUGCUAUCCUCAAGCACAAUGUUGGUAUCAAGUGCGCUACCAUUACCCCCGAUGAACAAAGAGUGGAAGAGUUCAAGUUGAAAAAAAUGUGGUUGAGUCCGAAUGGAACAAUUCGUAACAUUCUUGGCGGUACAGUAUUCCGUGAGCCAAUUUUGUGUCAAAGCAUUCCCCGUGUAGUACCUGGCUGGACCAAAGCCAUCGUGAUUGGUCGUCAUGCGCACGGUGAUCAGUAUAAAGCACAAGAUAUGGUUAUAUCCAAACCUGGAAAGAUAGAAAUGGUGUACACAGCAGAAGAUGGUACAGUAGAAAAGCGCCAGUUAUAUAACUUCAAAGGACCCGGCGUUGCCAUGGGCAUGUACAACACAGAUGAGUCCAUUAGCGCCUUUGCUCACUCUAGUUUUCAGGUGGCGUUACAAAAAAAAUGGCCGUUGUAUUUGUCUACCAAAAACACUAUUCUUAAGCGAUAUGAUGGCCGCUUCAAAGACAUCUUUGAAGAAGUAUAUCAAAGCGAUUAUAAGAAGCAGUUCGAGGACGCCAAGAUCUGGUAUGAACACCGGCUGAUCGACGACAUGGUGGCGCAAGUCAUCAAGGGCUCAGGCGGUUUCGUAUGGGCGUGUAAGAACUACGACGGUGAUGUGCAGUCGGACGUUGUAGCUCAGGGCUAUGGUUCUUUGGGAAUGAUGACAUCAGUGCUAAUGUGUCCGGACGGGCGAACUGUGGAGUCUGAGGCAGCACACGGCACAGUUACGCGUCACUAUCGGAUGCAUCAACAAGGCAAGCCCACAUCCACCAACCCCGUGGCAUCCAUCUACGCGUGGACGAGGGGACUCGCACAUCGGGCCCACUUGGACGGUACGCCGGAGUUAGAAAGAUUCGCACUGUCCCUUGAAAAUGCAUGCGUCGAGUGCAUUGACAGUGGGAAAAUGACAAAAGACUUGGUGAUUUGUAUUCAUGGAUUGGCAAACACUAAAGAAGGCAUGUACUUACACACUGAAGAUUUCCUUCAAGCCAUUGCUGACCAACUUGAAUACAAACUAAAAGCUUAA
Molecule: messenger RNA, 1308 nt
Organism: Arctia plantaginis
Lineage: Eukaryota; Metazoa; Arthropoda; Insecta; Lepidoptera; Erebidae
Source: the annotation of a GenBank genome assembly